AUCCGCCUCCGACUUUCUAGUUCUGUACACAGUUACAGAAAUCUCUCUCUCUCUCUCUCUCUCUCUCUCUCUCUCUCUCCGCCCUAAUUCCAUAUAUACGAGUGCGCUAGGGUUUCGAUCAAGAGAGAGAAAAAGUGACCCAUGCACAGAUAACAACAUCCAACUGCCAUAAAACCCUAGUUUCACUCUCUCAUUCGCUCACUUCCAACGCCCUCGCUUCUGAUUCCUAGGUUUUUCAUUUCCAGCAACGCUCCCAUGUCUUUCGCAUGGAGAUUGCCGCUGUCUUCAUAGCCCUAUCCAGGCCCCACACUCCGUUCGAUUAAACCCGGUGGAGUCACUCGAUUCGAACGGUAGGGAUCGCAAUUGCGUCCUGGAUUCCCUAUCCGUGAUGGCCACCGCAGCGGCGACGGCGGAGCUGUAUCUGAACGGGGGCAGCGAUCGCGACGGGGAGGUGUUGGAGAGGGCGCAGCCGGCUGCGGCCGUGUCGGAGCGGCAGACGACGGGUGCAUCCAUGAUGGAACAGUUGGUGCCGGAAAUCACGACUCAUGCUCUGACUUACUUAGAUUUUCCGAGCCUGUGCCGCCUUUCAAUGACCAAUUCGUUGAUGAGGAGGGCUGCCAACGAUGACAAUGCCUGGAAAGCGCUUUAUCACAAGGUUGUUACUUCUUCUUUUGUGGAUUUCACAUUGGAACAGGAUAACAUCACACCUGUUAAUGGGUGGAAGGCGUAUUAUGCUGCUACAAGAGCUAUUAUGAAUGUCAAUGCAGAAUUUUUUAACAUUAUUCGAGAAAGAUCACUUCCAGCAAUGGGUCGCCUUUGGCUUAACGCAGACUAUGUCAAGUGUGUUCAUGCCUCAGGAGAGCUUUUUACCAGUUACAAUGCGGUUAUGGAGAGCUGGCAACUAGCAUUUAAUUGGGAUCAUGGUGGUGGCUUCCAGGUUAGGGAUGUACGUGCACGGGUACUUACAGAAAUGGCUUGGGUUACCAUGAAAACCUAUGUUGACAUGGACAAUCGGCUAUUCAAUAUGUCUAAUAUUUUCGAGUUCCAUAACGGCCGGUGGUACAUGGUGCACCAUCAUAGCUCUCUGGUGCUUAUUGAUGGAGAACCGGAGCAACAAAUUGUGCAGGGUUAAGGAGAUAAAAGAAAACAAGACGAAGAUGAGCUGAAGGAUAGGGAUAUAAAUGUAACUACAACAAGAUGAUAUAGCCCUAUCUGUUCUUAGGACCGCGGAGCUCUGAAAUUUGUCUAUGAUUUUUUUUCCUUCCGAAGAUCCUGUGUAAUCUUUGGUUUCAACCUCAGUUUUGGUUGUUUUCCGGUGAAGAUGGUUUUUAUUUUCCCUCCAAUUCAUCAUUUCUAUUCUCCUUCA
Molecule: messenger RNA, 1366 nt
Organism: Rhododendron vialii
Lineage: Eukaryota; Viridiplantae; Streptophyta; Magnoliopsida; Ericales; Ericaceae
Product: F-box protein SKIP8
Exons: 3
Coding region: 389-1132 (247 amino acids)
Molecular function (GO): protein binding
Source: RefSeq, a predicted model, not a curated record